Messenger RNA from Scaptodrosophila lebanonensis, 1647 nucleotides. Its product is annotated as methyltransferase-like protein 25. The transcript has 3 exons. The coding region runs from base 34 to 1536 and encodes 500 amino acids. Lineage: Eukaryota; Metazoa; Arthropoda; Insecta; Diptera; Drosophilidae. The record is from RefSeq and is a predicted model, not a curated record.
AGUCGGCGGGACGCAAGGAUUACAGUUUCUAAGAUGACAUCCUGCAACGUUAAGCAGAUCCAGCAACGCCUGGAUGGAUUGCUAGCAUAUAUGCAGCCUCACUGGAGUUUUGUCAACUGCCACAUGGUUAAUUAUAUUACAGACGAACAUUGGGAGCAUUUUGUGCCCCAGAAAUUACGGGUAGAAGUACCAACUGCGACAGAUGUGAAGCAGUGCAUAGAGACGCUGUUCUGGAAAGGGGACCGUCAAACCCAACAGUUUCCAGAGUUUGCCAGCUUUCUGGCGGCUGGCGAGCUGCAACGCCUGACUUGCUCAGACACCGAGUUGCUGACUACCGUGGAGGAUUUGGAGAAGCAAUUGCUGGAUGCGGACUCAGAGCAAGCGACAUUAAGCAUCAAGGAGUUCAUGAGCGCCAAAAAAUGUCACGAAGUUGAAAUUACUGCAGCUUUGGUGCACAAACUUAUAGAAAGUGCUUCAAAAAAACAAGAUAAUGAUUUCUAUAUUGUCGAUGCUGGAGAUGGAAAGGGUUAUCUAUCCUCACGCCUGGCACUGCAAUAUUAUCAUCGUGUGCUUGGAAUUGAUGCAAAUGCCAAAAAUACAGAAAAUGCUUUGGCACGCAACAGCAAGCUGCAGCGAGCCUGGAACGGCUUAACGGUACGCGCAGAACUACAAGGCCAGGGAAUUACGCCCAAACGACGUGGAAAAAAUGCGACCAAGGAAUGUGGAAAUCCUGCACCCAAGCUAGACAACUAUAAAACGUCAUCGAAAUUCAUUACGACGCAGCUAGACUUAUGCGCUUUGUUGGAUGAAAGCUUUCCAGAGCAGCAGGUCGACAAAAUGAAACGCAUUUGUCUAACUGGCCUACAUACUUGUGGAAAUUUAGCAGCCACUUGCCUGCAGGUCUUCGAUGCACAGCCCAAUUGUGAGAUUCUCUGCAACAUCGGUUGCUGUUACCAUCUGCUAAAGGAACGCUAUUCGGACCAAGAGUUCUUUGGUAACAAGGCGCUCAUGGAUAUGCAGACAGAGUACGGAUUUCCGCUAAGCGAUUAUUUACGAGAACGAAACGUGUGUUUGGGUCGAAAUGCGCGAAUGCUGGCAGCCCAGUCUAUGGAACGUACGCAGGCGGCCAAAGAGUUGCCAAAUAUAACGCUCUAUUAUCGUGCUUUAAUCGAAUUAUUGGUCUGUCGCCAUGCCCCACACCUGAAAAAUGAAUUGCAAGUGGGAAAGGUGCGAAAGUUUCAAAAUUUCUACGAAUAUGUGCAAUUGUGUGCCAAAAAGUUGAAUGCCACAUGGCUCGGUGCUUUGGAAGAGGCAGAAUUAGAGGAACUAGCUCGUUCCUGUGAUGUUGACAGGCAUUACCUGGAGCUCUUCUAUUUAUUGCGUAUGUCUUUUGCACCGGUACUUGAGAGUCUAAUACUUUUAGAUCGAUUGCUAUACUUGAAGGAGCGUGGCCAUAAAAAGAGCUACUUGGUUAAUUUAUUUGAUGCAGUAAUAUCGCCACGGCAUUACGCAAUUGUUGCCUUUAAAUCGCACUAAAAAAUGGUUGGAUUGUAUAAAUUAGAGAGAAGGGUUACAGAUGACUUAAAAAAAUUAAUUUUGAUAGCAAAUUUUUAAAGAAAUAUUUGUUAUUGAAUGGAGUGUUGCAGA